GUGGUAGUUAAUCAAGAUCAACUAACACGAUAUAUAGUAACUACCAAAGCCGAAAACAUAAUUUCGAAUGAAGAAGCGAAGAGAGAAGCCCACCUUAAAAGAAUGAGAGGGUGGGUGGUAGUUAAUCAAGAUCAACUAACACGAUAUAUUGUAACCACCAAAGCCGAAAACGUAAAUUCAAAUGAAGAAGCGAAGAGAGAAGCCCACCUUAAAAGAAUGAGGGUGGUAGUUAAUCAAGAUCAACUAGAAGAGAAAAAUCGAAACUCACCUAGAAAGAAAAGGUGGUAG
Molecule: messenger RNA, 288 nt
Organism: Dentiscutata erythropus
Lineage: Eukaryota; Fungi; Glomeromycota; Glomeromycetes; Diversisporales; Gigasporaceae
Source: the annotation of a GenBank genome assembly